Molecule: messenger RNA, 951 nt
Organism: Thyridium curvatum
Lineage: Eukaryota; Fungi; Ascomycota; Sordariomycetes; Thyridiales; Thyridiaceae
Exons: 5
Coding region: 1-951 (316 amino acids)
Biological process (GO): positive regulation of protein phosphorylation; rescue of stalled cytosolic ribosome
Cellular component (GO): nucleus; cytosol
Molecular function (GO): translation regulator activity; protein kinase C binding; ribosome binding
Source: RefSeq, a predicted model, not a curated record
AUGGCUGAGCAGCUGAUUCUCAAGGGCACCCUCGAGGGCCACAACGGCUGGGUCACCAGCUUGGCUACCUCCAUGGAGAACCCCAACAUGCUUCUGUCCGCCAGCCGCGACAAGACCCUGAUCAUCUGGAACCUGACCCGCGACGAGACCCAGUACGGUUACCCGAAGCGAUCGCUCCACGGUCACUCUCACAUCGUCUCCGACUGUGUCAUCUCGUCCGACGGCGCUUACGCUCUUUCGGCCUCGUGGGACAAGACUCUCCGCCUCUGGGAGCUUGCCACCGGUACCACCACCCGCCGCUUCGUCGGCCACACCAACGACGUCCUCUCCGUCUCCUUCUCCGCCGACAACCGCCAGAUUGUCUCUGGCUCCCGCGACCGGACGAUCAAGCUGUGGAACACUCUCGGCGACUGCAAGUACACUAUUAGCGAUAAGGGCCACACCGAGUGGGUUUCCUGCGUCCGCUUCUCGCCCAACCCCCAGAACCCCGUCAUUGUCUCCUCCGGCUGGGACAAGCUCGUCAAGGUUUGGGAGCUGUCGACCUGCAAGCUGCAGACCGACCACAUCGGCCACACCGGCUACAUCAACACCGUCACCAUCUCCCCCGAUGGAUCCCUCUGCGCCUCCGGCGGCAAGGACGGUACCACCAUGCUCUGGGAUCUCAACGAGUCCAAGCACCUCUACUCCCUGAACGCCAACGACGAGAUCCACGCCCUCGUCUUCUCCCCCAACCGGUACUGGCUGUGCGCUGCCACCGCCUCCUCCAUCAUCAUCUUCGACCUCGAGAAGAAGAGCAAGGUCGACGAGCUGAAGCCCGAGUUCCCUGCUGUCGGCAAGAAGAGCCGCGAGCCCGAGUGUGUCUCCCUGGCCUGGUCCGCUGACGGCCAGACCCUGUUCGCCGGCUACACCGACAACAUCAUCCGUGCCUGGGGUGUCAUGUCCAGGGCAUAG